AUGGCGCAGCUGCCGCCCAAGAUCCCCACCAUGGCGCCGGCGUGGCCGGAGUUCGGGGGCGGGCACCACCACCACCACCAGCAGCGCAGCCCCUCCGUGGGCACGUUCCUCGCCGCGCCCAUGCCGCCGCCGCCGCUCCACCCGCAGCCGCAGCAGCAGCUGUCGUGGGUCGACGAGUUCCUCGACUUCUCCGCCGCCAAGCGCGGAGCGCACCGCCGCUCCGUCAGCGACUCCGUGGCGAAUGCUGGCGUCGACGACGGCAAUGCUGGCGUCGGGGCGUACGACUUCGACCGCCUCGACGACGACCAGCUCCUGUCCAUGUUCUCUGACGACCUGCAGCCGCCGCCGCCGCCGCAGGCCGCGCCCGCGCCGGUGGCGAGCUCGUCGUCGCCGUCCGACCACAACAGCAUCAACGACGAGAAGACGGACAGGGGCGAGGCCGAGGAGGCGCAGAGCAAGUGCCACGGCGACGCCGCCGACGCCGCGCCGGCCUCCGCCGCCGCAGUCGAUCCUAAGCGUGUCAAGAGGAUCCUGGCGAAUCGGCAGUCCGCGCAGCGGUCGCGCGUGCGCAAGCUGCAGUACAUCUCGGAGCUGGAGCGCAGCGUCACGUCGCUUCAGACGGAGGUGUCGGCGCUGUCCCCGCGCGUGGCGUUCCUCGACCACCAGCGCUCGCUGCUGACGCUGGGGAACAGCCACCUCAAGCAGCGAAUCGCCGCGCUCGCGCAGGACAAGAUCUUCAAAGAUGCUCAUCAGGAGGCACUGAGGAAGGAGAUCGAGAGGCUGAGGCAAAUCUACCACCAGCAGAGCCUGAAUAGCGGCGGUGAGCCCCCAGCGCCGGACGCGGCCCCGGUCCGCGGCGACAAGGACGACAUGAUCGGCAGCAGCGAGGGGACCGCCGCGCCCGCGCCCGGCCUGCCCUCGUGA
Molecule: messenger RNA, 924 nt
Organism: Miscanthus lutarioriparius
Lineage: Eukaryota; Viridiplantae; Streptophyta; Magnoliopsida; Poales; Poaceae
Source: the annotation of a GenBank genome assembly